AUGAUUUGGAUUGGACGACCGCCGGAAAUUAUGGCGCCAUGGAUCAUCAAAAAAGAGGGGCUGAAAAUCAUUAUGAACAAGAAUGCGCCCGAUGAUUUCAGUUUAGCAGCAAAUACGGUAAGAUUGGGGAGGGGGGAUCUUUCAAGAGGUACAGUACCCCAGGGAAUGGAGGUACAAAAACGGUGUCAACUACAAAAUCAAAGCACAUAAAUAGUGCUGUAUUUUUGUAGUUGACAACUUUUUUGUACCUCCAUUCCCUGGGGUACUGUAGCUCUGGAAAGUUGGGGAGAAAUUGGAAGGUGCCAAAGGGAAGCCUUGUUUCAAACAGCUACAGUAGCCCAGGAAGUGAUCGGAUCAAUAAGUUGCCAACUACAAAAAUGAAGAACACAAUUAGAACUUUAUUUUUGUAGUUGACAAUUUUUUGAUCUGACCACUCCCUGAAGUACGGUAUCGCGUGGAAGUUAGGGCACCCAAAGUGUCUGCCAAAAGUGCUCCAACUUCCAAGAGCUACAGUACCCCCAAGGAAGUCGCGUACAAAAAAGUGAUCAACUACAAAAGUACAGUAUUAAAUGUCAAGAUUUCAGAACGCACUAGUUACUAGGACAUCUGUAAAGGUGGACAAGGACGACGACAAUCCGGCGAACGCGUUGAUCUCCAGACGUCGCGUCUUCGGACGUUACGCCGUUUUGGGCUCACAAAGAGCCGAAGUGCUCGCUUUUAAGCAGAUCAAAAAAGUGCGUUUCACGACGGAAAUGUGCGAGUUUGUGUACAAUCUCAAACAGUUGCAACACGACAAUCUCACCAAACUCUAUGGAGUUUCGGCCAAUGACUCUAAAAAUUUCACGUUUUUGUAUACUCUUGUGGAGAGAGGCACUUUGGAGGUUCGUUGCGUAUCUCGUGAACUAUUGUUGAUAUCAAAAAGUUGUCAACUGAAAAAAUGUUGGCAAUGUUGUGCUCUACAACUUCGUAGUUGAACAUUUUGCUCUAAAAUGCUUCGUUUUCAAGUUAUGAGUAAUUUUCUAGCGACUUUUGCUUUCCUGGCCCCAAAAUUCAGGUCGCUUUCAGAAAACUAUUUAUAACUCAAAAAUAACUCGAUUUGGAACAAAGUGUUCAACUACAAAGUUUUAGAGCAUAAAAUUUACAACAUUUUUCCAGUUGACAACUUUUUGAGACCUACAAUAGUUCUUGAGAUAUACCACUUCAAACAGCAAACUUAUUUGUUUCAAGGAAUUCUGUCUGGACCACGAAUUCAAUAUGGACGAAACGUUCAAAUCGGCGUUCAUGAGAGAUAUUCUGUCGGUGAGCAAGUGCGCUCCACCGAGAAUUCGAAUUUUUUUCCAUUUUCAGGGUCUCAAAUACAUCCACAACACACAAAUCAAAAUGCACGGCUUGUUGACGGCUGCCACGUGUCUCAUCGACGUGAAUUGGGUUCUGAAACUGUCACUUUGUGGAGUUUGCAACUUUGUUCGGGAUUUAUGGGACGGGGGGUACAUUGAAACCGACGCACAGCUCACUAUAAAAAGUUGGUUGACCUAUAGAAGCGUACAAUAGUUGCUUUUGAUCGACAAACUUCAAACGACUAUUGUAGACUUCAACGUUGUCCUUUUGUUCUAGAAAUUGUUUUGCGAAAUGUUCACGUCUUGUACUUUAAUUUUUCAAUUGGUCACUUUUUUGUAGAACCACUCCCUGGAGUACUGUAGCUCUUAGAAGUUGGAGUACGAUUGGCUUGCACUUUGGGAGCCCUAACUUCUAAGAGCUACAGUACCCCGGGGAGUGACGGUAGAGGAAAAUGAUCAACUACAAAAAUAAAGUGCGCAUUUUGAACUCUAUUUUUGUACUUGACCACUUUUUUGUACGUUCACUCUCUGGGGUACUGUAGCUCCUCGAAGUUAGGGCACAAUUGGCAGGCACUUUAUGAGCCAUAACUUCCAAGAGCUACAGUACCCUUAGAAGUGGUCCUACAAAAAAAUGCACAAUUGAACAACUAAAGUACUAGACGUGAAGAUUCACCAGAAAAACAGCUUAGAGCUGUAGGACAAGUAAGAGCUCUACAAUAGCCGCUCAAACUUGACCCAAUCGAUCAUUUUCAGUCAACUUUCAACAGUACGCCUGUUUAGCGCCGGAACACCUGAAAGAGUACGAAGACGAGAUGUUUGACGGCGAUAAAAUACUUCGCGGAAGUCCGAAAGGCGACUUUUAUUCGGUCGGCAUGAUAUUCUACAUGAUGAUCCAGCGAACCGGGAUAUUUCCCAUCCCCAGCGGCAGCGGCGUCGUGAAAGAGUGUACAUUUGUUUCUUCAAAGUUUUCCAGCCAAAAAAUGGGUUACAGCAAGUGUCCUUAGACAAGUUAUCAAUGAAAAUUUGAUGCCAGUGAUCAGUGACAAGUCGGGCGACGAAAUGCCACUUUUGGAAGUGUGCAAACAGUGUUGGAACCGCGAUCCGGAGAAGAGACCCGGGUUUCGGGCUCUUGAGGACGCGAUUUCGAGUGUCUAUCCGUUUGCGUACGUUUUUCGGCUUGGAAGACGUCGGAAGAUUCUGAAAAUUGUUUUGUGAUAUCUUCACGUCUAGUACUUCAACUUUUCAGUUGAUCACUUUUUUGUACGACCACUCCCUGGGGUACUGUAGCUCUUCGAAGUUGGGGUAUAAUCGAUUUGCACACCAAAACUUCCAAGCGCUACAGUAGUCCAGGGAGUGGUCGUACAAAAAAGUUGUCAAUUACAAAAAUACAGUACAAGAUGUGCGCUUUAAUUUUACAGUUGACAAUUUUUUGAUCGGACCACUUCUAAAAGUACUGUAGCGCGUUAAAUUGACAGCUGUCUGUCAAAAGUGCCCGCCCAGCUUCUAAGCGCUACAGUACCCCCAGGAAGUGGUCGUAGAAAAAAGUGAUCAACUACAAAAAUACAGUACCAGAUGUGCGCUUCAAUUUUACAGUUGACAACUUUUUGAUCUGACCACUUCUAAAAGUACCGUUGCGCGUUAAAGUGACCGCUGUCUGUCAAAAGCGCCCCCAACUUCCAAGCGCUACAGUACCCCCAGGAAGUGGUCGUAGAAAAAAGUGAUCAACUACAAAAAUACAGUACUAGACAUGUAGAUUCUAGAUAAAAAAAUUUUCAGUACAAAAGAAGGUCGAACCAUUCGCUAAUAGUCCAUGUCCGACAAAUGUCGGGUUUUUAGCGCUUUUUUCAACAAAAUGGCUUUUAGAAGACUGAAAGUUCUAAAUUGCAACAAUAAAAUCACUUUUAGACAAGGAAAUCUCGUGGAUCAACUGAUUCGAAUAAACGAGAGGCAAGCGGACGCGCUGGAGGACAUUGUCGCCGCCAAAACGGUCGAUUUGAUGGGGGCUCAGGAGCGAACGAUGCGCCUGUUGAAUGAAAUGCUCCCGGCGUGAGUUUCAGCACUUUUUCUGGUAUUUUCCAGACACUUUUGCUUAUUUUACAACUAGUUUUGACUAUUUUUCAACACCGACAACAAGAUUAAUCCAGAAGCAUCGCAAAAGACCUUCGAAACGGGAUCAUAAAACCGCCACGUGGCUACGAGUCGGCGACGGUAAUGUUCGUCCAAAUAUGCGAUUUCAUGACGAUCAUGAAACGGUCGCAACCGCAAGAAGUCAUCCUUUUCCUCAACGACAUCUUCGAUCAAUUCGACGCGGUUCUCAAGCAACACGACGCCUAUAAGGUAGAGUUUCAAUAUUCAAAGCGACAUAUCUCGGUUGUGGAUGAAGAUAUUGAAACGGUGUCAAUUGCAAAAAUGUGCAAAAUUUGAUGGAGAACAUGUUUGUAGUUGAUAACUUUUUGAUAUCUUGCACCGCAGCUGAGCUAUGAUGUCGGGAAUGCAUGGCUUGGAACUUGAGCACCAAUGUUCAUUCAAAACCAGUUAUCUCAGCUGUCGUAAGAGAUAUCAAAAAAGUGUUAACUACGAAAAUGUUCACCAAGAUAUUGUGUACAUGUUUGUAGUUGCCAAUUUUUUGAUAUCUUAAACUACAACUGAGAUAGAACGUUUUAAAAACAAGGUGCCUUUUUUCAGGUGGAGACAACCGGUGAAACGUACAUGGUGGCGAGUGGUGUACCCCACGAAAACGGUGGACGUCACAUAAUAGAAGUGGCCGAGAUUAGUCUGAAGAUCCGUGAACUAUCGUACGGCUACAAGUUGGCCCAUUUGAAGGAGUACAAGCUUCGAAUUCGAAUCGGUUUCCACGCGGGACCCAUAGCCGCCGGCGUGAUCGGAAUCCGCGCGCCCAGAUAUUGUCUGUUCGGUGAUACGGUCAAUUUUGCGUCGCGAAUGCAAUCAAAUUGCCCACCGAAUCAGAUUCAGACGAGCGAAAUCACGGCGAGACUGCUAAUUCCCACAAACGAGUAUAAACUGGUGAAGCGAGGAAUUGUGCACGUCAAGGGAAAAGGUUAGAGAUGGAUAAUAUCGGAAAACAUUCUAUUGUAUGUUUAGGCGAAGUCAACUGCUAUUGGCUCAAUGAGCACAUCCACGAAGACCGUCUUCACCAUUCUUGA
This is a messenger RNA of Caenorhabditis sp. 36 PRJEB53466, 4501 nucleotides long. Lineage: Eukaryota; Metazoa; Nematoda; Chromadorea; Rhabditida; Rhabditidae. The record is from the annotation of a GenBank genome assembly.